GCGGAGUUCUUUCCUUAAGGCUAGAGAGAAGGAGUCCCGUUGGACUUAAAUCGGGUUUAUUUCCGAGGAAAGGCGACGCACGCAGGGGAUCGGGCUGUAGGGCUCCCUUUGAGAGAGUCCCGCCCUGCUAACGGUAUAGGUAGGAGAAGCCGCGAGGGAGGAGUUCAUAAGCCGCCCGCUUUUGUUUUAGUGAAAUAAAUACGCGCGUGCAGCGAUAAAAAGCGAGCUGUGCCUUUGUUUUCAAAUCAGGACGUUGUUGCUGCCGCUCCCAAGUAUUAUAAUCAUAAAACUGUAAAGUUGGAAGGGGGCACGAGGGUCAUCUAGUCCAACCCCCUGCAAAUGCAGGAAACUUUGGCCCAACGCGACUGCCUUAAUAAAGAAAUAGCAAUCCUUGGAAGAGUCCCCUGUAAAAAAACGCCUUUUGCUUCGGAGUUGCCAGAAAACAUGUUGCAACUGGGUGGGAUGCGCUGGUGCUUUCUCCAGGCAGAAUUUGGCCCCUCUGCAUAGAAUUUGCCCCCCUAUCAUUAGGCAGAGUGGAGCAACUGCCUCAAGCAGCAGGUGCUGGCAAGGCAUCAGGGGUGGCCUCUCCAGUGCCCUCUGCUGACCUCAUUGGUGGACAACACUAGACCAUUGUCAGUAUUGGAAAACAUGUUUGUGGGCUUCCUAUAAGCAUAUGAUUGGCCACUGUGAGUACAACAUGAGCUUUUUUUUUAGGGGAGCUGCAACAAUUGUUGAGCUUUAUUAGGAAAAACCACCAAAACUUACGUAGCUGGCGUUUUGAGGGACGGGCAGUGGCUCCACCCACCUACAGCGGCGAAGACACCUAACAGCUGCCAUGCCGCCCUGCAUCUCCUCUGCUGCCCAGCAGUCCAGCCCCCAAUGCCCAGCAGCCACCAUGCCGACCUACAGCCCCCCCCCUGCGCCCGGGUCGGCUCGCCACCCCCGCCCCUACACUACAGGGACUAGGUAAGCUUUUGGCCUCAUCCACCAUCAAUAAGAUUCAACUGCCAAUCCAAUUAGCCCUCUGUGUAAUAGAGGUGCUGCCUUGUUCUUUGCCUCAGGCAACAAAAUAUCUUGAGCCAGCCUUGCCGCUAGGGUCAGCUGUUCAGAAAUCCCUGUUAUCGGCUUGUGCCUAAACACGUCACUCAAAAAUGCCCACUGGGUUUGGCAAGAUUUCCUUUGCAGAAUAUGUGCAUAGAGGUUUGCACAGGUUUACUCAGGCUGCAUAUACAUAACUUUAAAGCACAUUCAAAGUGCACCCUGCACGAACCCUGGGAACUGUAGAAUUGUAAGAAGAGUUGCAGUUCCCGGCACCCUUAAACUACAGUGCUUAGAAUUAUUUGAGGGGUUAAAUGUGGCUUGAAUCUUCUUUAAAUACAGUGGUGCCCCGCAAGACGAAUGCCUCGCAAGACGGAAAAACCGCUAGACGAAAGGGUUUUCCGUUUUGAAGUUGCUUCGCAGGACGAAUUCCCCUAUGGGCUUGCUUCGCAAGACGAAAAUACCUUGCGAGUCUUGAGGUUUUUUUCGCUUUUCCCCCUUUAUCUAAUCUGCUAAGCCUUUAAUAGCCUUUAAUAGCCUUUUAGCAGCUAAUCCCCUAAGCCUUUAAGCCUUUAAUAGCCUCUAAACCGCUAAUAGCGCUAAUAGCGCUAAUCCGUCAAUGGGCUUGCUUCGCAAGACGAAAAAACCGCUAGACGAAGACUCUCGCGGAACGGAUUAAUUUCGUCUUGCGAGGCACCACUGUAUAUAGUGUUAAGCAGCAUCAGAAGUAAGCCCUGCUGUAUUCAGUGGAGCAUCUUCCAUACUAAGUGCACUUGAGACUGCAGCCUAUUGCUCAGGAAGCAGAAUGUACAGCUUGUGAAUUGCAACUAGAGUUGCAGACUCCUGAAAUUAAUGGAUUCUGGUACUGGCUAGGGUCUGGAGGUGGAGUCCAGAGAGGGCCAAUUCAGCUGCAGAAUCUAGUGGCUCUUGGCGGACCCAGGAGUAGAAAACAGCACAGUUUAAAAAAUGUUGCAGAAGAUGCUCAGGAGGGACUUUGCCUAUUGCUUUUCAAAGAAUUGUCAGAACCUCCCCCCACUGCUUAGUUUGAACUCUCAACAGGUGUGUCACUUGUUUGAUGGGACCCUGAGACUGUCAGCUCCCAUUAUGUGCUGGAGCUAGAGAAAUGAGAACGUGCACAUAAGGCACAUGGAGAUAUGGGUGGGUAGAGCAUCGAAAGUCCCGGGUUCAAUCCCUAGCAUCUCCAGGUAAGGCUGAGAGAGAGAGCCCUGACUGAAAUCCUGGAGAGCCUCUGCCAGUCAGUGUAGACAAUACUGAGCUAAGCUGACCAAUGGUCUGGCUCAGUAUAAGGCAGCUUCCCCUUCCUAUGUUCCUAAUUCACACAACUCUCCUGGAAAAAUAUCUAGUCUGCUUUUCUUUUUAUUUCAACCUGGUUGAAGUUUUAAAAACAUAGAUUGAGGACUCCUAUAUAUUAAGGGAAGGAGCCAAAAAUAUAUUUUGAUGAUUUUCAAGCCAGAAGCUGCCUAGACUCUAUAAGCUGUAAGGUUUCAUGUGACAUAUUUUACAUUCCAAUUUUAAGGUUUUGGCUCUUGGAUGAAAAAUAAAAUACCUGUAGUGUCAAAACCAGUCUUGAACACCCACUCACCCAUCAUAUUGCAUAUUUUACAGGAAUACACAAAUGUGUUUUUCUCAUAUGACUUCCUUGGCCAAUCUUGAUUUAAAUGGCAGCAUCUUGGCAAAUGUUAUGUGGAAGGGACCAGGUGAGGGAAAUGAGAUGUAGCCAGCUCAGCAACACAUUACCCACAGAAGCAGAGGGAAGUUAGGGCAGGGAACUAGUUCUUAAUGCUCCUUAUCUGCAUACCCUUUGUUCUCCAUUACAUAACUGCUGCCUCUUGAUGCAUGAACUGAAAAUAUUUCUUGUUUAGUACGCGAUUUCCAUUAAUUUUGUUUAGUUCCUCUGCCAAGCAAAGCAGGAAGUACACUUUGAGUGCUGGGAUGGCUGUAGCUAUGCUCUCCAGAGGACAGAUGUCAAGGGGAGACAAAAGUAAACACUCAAAAGAGGUGAGCAGUUUUAUGUCUGGCCAGAAGAGGAAGCAGAGACAAUGGUUUUUGUAUUGUUUAAAUGGUUUUCAAAGAAAAUUGGUCUUCAAAAACAAGGCAUUAGCAGCUGGGAAGGUAUCUUGCAUAAAACCACAACUUCUGCACAACUUCAGUUUAUUUAGGGACAUAGAAUGCUACUUUAUACUGAGUUAGAUCCCAACUGCAUCAAGCUCAGUAUUCUCUACACUGACUGGAAGCAGCUGACCAGGCUGGUGGUAUUCCCAGCCCUAGGAGACUGGGUGGCGCUGUGGCCUAAACCACUGAGCCCCUUGGGCUUGCCGAUAGGAAGGUCAGCAGUUCGAAUCUGUGCAACAGGGUGAGCUCCCAUUGCUCUGUCCCAGCUUCUGCUAACCUAGCAGUUUGAAAGCAUACCAGUGUGAGUAGAUAAAGAGGUACCGCUGUGGCAGGAAGGUAAACGGUGUUUCCAUGUGCUUUGGUUUCUGUCAUGGUGUUCCAUUGUGCCAGAAGCAGUUUAGUCAUGCUGGGCACAUGACCUGGAAAGCUGUCUGUGGACAAACGCUGGCUCCCUCAGCCUGAAGCGAACUAAGCACUGCAACCCCAUAGUUGCCUUUGACUGAACUUAACUGUGCAAGGGUCCUUUACCUUUAACCUUUUAUUCCCAGCCCUACCUAGAGAUGUUAAGAGAUUGAAUCUGGGACUUUCUGCUUGCAAACCAGGUACUCUCCUACUGAGCUGUGACCCUUCCCCAAAUUUCCCAGAAAUUUCAGCAAAGUUUCUGCAUAAAUUGGAUUAUGUAGUACAAAAUGACGGAUGGCAUGUCUGCUUAGGGCAUGUUGGGAGAUACGGGUGUUCUGAUAAACUGGGUCAGCUCAUCCACUCUUUGCUAGCCAAAGGGUAUCCAUGCAAACCUGCACCAAUCCUCUGGAUUGGCCUUUUUGGACCUAUGGGCCAGAGAAAUUGUGGGCACCGCACACACACACAGACACAUACACCACCACCACCGCAGCCAAGCACACCUUUGCUACUCACUAUAGUAGAAUGUAUCUUUCAAGCCUCAUUUCAGCCGAGAAGAGGACCCUCUGGGUGCCAGAGAAGAUGUAUUUUGGUUUUUGUAUCCUAGAAGGUGCCAUGGCAGUGAGCCCUGCUCUAGUUAGUACAAGUAGAAGGGCAUGCAAAAUACGUUCAUUGUUUCCUAUAGGUUUAACAGCUAACCCAGGACAGUUGUGAAAGCUCUACCAUUAUCCCAUGAACAGGGCAGUACUUAAAGUUUUAUUUUUGCUGGGGUAAUUUAAUUAUUCCUGCACAGUUUCAGUUUGGCUCAGCUCAUUUUUUGUAUUGUACAUUCUGUACCGUAUGUUUCAUUAAUUGAAAAAAAUCAUGAAGAAAAUGCAUGAAAAAUAUUUCUUGGGUUCCAUAAUCUUUUCCAAAACCUAUUUCGGAAAAGGUGGAUGAAACAUAUUUUCAGCUACACGAAUUCCUUUGGCUUGCACUUCUCAUGAAGACAGUGGAAUAGAUAGCAGGAGAUGUUAAUGCCUUCCUGUCAUAGUCCUAACAAAGCUCACCUGCCAGUGCCAGGCCAGUAUGGAUAUGUCUCCAGCACGUUCUCUCUUACGUAGAAUACUCUUUCUUUCUAGUGGGUAGUACUUAAAAUGAAUGUUAGAUAUCACCAGGCUUAUCAUUUGAUAAGUGCUUUGAUGUAUACGCUAUAUAAAAAGCUUGCCCUUGACCACAGGAGUCAUUCACAGAAAAGGCAGGGUAACAAUACAUUCAUCCCCAUAGCAUCCUCGAACUUCCAUUGGAGGGAUUGUAAUCCAAAUUCAUUCAGCCUUUCCUUUGGAAAGCAAGGCUCUGUUUUUGUUUUUUUCAAGAACACUAUUUGGCAAUAUUUGCGAUGGUGCUUUUAGUGUUGACAUUUGUAAAUAACAGAUAUCCUUUCUGCUGUGGUUGAAUGUUUAGCACUGGAAAGGGCAAGGGAAUAUCACAUUGUGAACUGUAUCUUCACUCUGCAUGCUUCCUCUCAACAAUUCCAUCUAAAGCCUGAACAACUAAAAACAAUGGGAAAGCUUCCAUUAGCACCUGUAUAAUGAAGCUCAACUCAUUUGCUCUUCGUCUUCCUGCUACAGUUACUGCUACUUGAGAGGUAUAUUUCCUGUGAAUUUCUGCAUGAUGUGUGCAGCAAAAGGAACAAAUCUCUCCAGUAUCAUUCAGAGGGCAAAUUAUGAUGCUGAAACUUGGGAAGGCAUGGUAAGCAUCAUCAUAAGAACAUAGGAAGCUGCCUUGAAUUGAGUCAUACCAGCUGUUGUUGUUUAGUCGUUUAGUCGUGUCCGACUCUUCGUGACCCCAUGGACCAGAGCACGCCAGGCUCUCCUGUCUUCCACUGCCUCCCGCAGUUUGGUCAGAAUUAUUUAGCCCAGUAUUAUUUAGCUUGUACCAGCUCUCUAAGGUCUUUCACAUAAUCUACUACCUCAGAGUUGCUAGGCGCCCAAGACCCAUCAGCCCCACUCAGCAUGACCAGUGGUCAAGACUGAUAGGAGUUGUAGUUCAGAAAGACCUAGAGGGCCACGUGUUCCCUACCCCUGCACUACCGGAAGUCAGCUUCCCUGAAAUUAAAAACACUACAAGUCCAACACCAAAUACAUUGGUGCAACUACAUUGCCAAGGGUUUAGCUGUAGGGUAAGAAGCAUGUGAAAUGAGCCUGUUUAAUAGUCCUUUGAUGAAAAGGAGGGUCGCCGCAGUUCACUUAACAGCACAAUCCUAUGCAUAUUUAAUUCAAAGUACAUUCUGUGCAAGUUGUUAUACACCAACCCAAACUCCACAGCCGUGCAAGAUUCCAGGGUUACAGGCACUUACCUAUGGUUCAUGUUUCCUUUGGAAAUGAGGCAACGUGGAGAUUGUGGUGUCUUUAUGUUAUAUGGUUUAUUACACAUAUAUACACCCGAGCCUACAAUGAAGGGGUUCAAAGCAUUCUACUCAAAGCAGGUUCUGUCUCUCUCGUGGCUGCAACGUUUAAUCCAAAACUGCCAGCCCCAUGCUGCUCUGAGUCCUCUUUCUCCAGCUCGCAAACUCCUUGCCAAAUGCAACAAACUCUCCUUCAGCUUACAUCCUCGCCCACUCCAGUUCUGCCCCUCACUCCUGCAACUCUGUCUUUUUUCUCCUGCUGCCUAUCUCUCAGCCCAUGGCUGGGCUCCACCUGCCUGCAUCCAGAUAGUCUUUGCCUUGUUGAUGGCUUCCUUGAUGGGUCAACACCCUGCCUUCGUUUGCUUAACGACCUGGCCAUUCAGGCUGGCCUGAACACUGGAGGAUUGGUUUGGCCUGUAUUUUGCAAAGCCAAACUCAGGGUCUGGCACCCAGGGAAUAGAAGUGGGGGUCCAGCAAUUAGAAGGGGAGUCCAGGCACCCCACAAACUAUAGCACAGGCCAAUCGGCUAACUUCAAAAUAGUGUGUAUAGGAUUGCAGAUAAAACAUGCUAGUAGCAGACUUUACAAAAAGUUGUGUACAAGUACAUUUAUCUCAAUGGCUAGGAGACAUUCAAAACAUUCAGAUAAUACACAAAUGAUGCUGUGUCUGAGACAUGCAAAGUAAAGGUAGAUAGCUGUAAUUUUAACUGAAGUAUAUGCAAGCACUGGAUGACCUAGACCAUUUGCAGUUCUUUGGAAUACUACAGCAAAGGUGAAUUAAAAUGAUUAAUCUGAAGUAUCUCAGAAAACAUUGGAUCAACAGGCAAGUAUGCCUUAUCUCUCUUAACAGUCAAGAGGAGUGGAUAUUAAUUAUUAACAAAUGUAGGAUGGAAACAGCAGAUGAAAAUUAAAACUCCUAAGAUGGUUGAAUUCCAUCUUAAUAUAUCCUCGAAGAUCAUGUAAUCACAUCUGUUAAUGGGCAACCUAAGAAUGCUACAUUUCCUGAGUGACAAAAUCUAAAUGACCUCAAAGAUACAGUCUUCAAAGAGUUUACGUAAUCCAUAAUUAAUGGACGUGUUUAAACAGUUCAAAACUCUGGAGGUGAAAAUAAAGCCGAUCUAUGUUCACUACACAAGUAUGACCACAGCAUUGAAAUGAUUCAGUCACAAAUAGCCUUACAUGCAUUUUUGAGCAACUGCCUUGAACGUUGCAGCCUGGUAUCUUUUUUCAGUGUUUAACCUAUUUAGAUGCAAGGCAGAUUCAGAUCAGAUCAGGUAGAUUCUAUGUACCAUUGCUUCUGUAAAUUUCUUUACAGUCUACCAUGGCAAAGCUUUCCUAGUGUUAUUAUUCAUUGGAAUCAGACAGAAGCCGCCCUUGUCUUUUAAUCAAGAUGAACUUGAAAGGUGAACAUUGUAAGUGGCAGAAAUUAUUUAUAAUUUUGGUAAUAAAAGUUUAUGUCCAACAUUCCAAAUUUCAUACAUCUGCUCUGGUGCUGGCCUUGAGAUAUAAAACUGUUGGAAGUUUCCUUUAGAGUGGGCAUUAGUUGAAAGGGGAUAAAUCAGAAUGAUAGAGUUCAUAGCCAUUCCUAGCUCACAAAAUUUCCAUAUUAACAUCUUCACCUCAAACAUAAAUGGUUGCAAAGUUACAAUGAAGAGAGUUGCAUUGGCCUUUGUCAAUUGAGCUUAAUGAUGGAAAUCCAGACAAUGGAACAUUUACCUACUGUGGAGCGUUAAAAGAGGAACAAUUUCAGAAUCCUUGUGCAGAAGACCCAAUUAAAAAUUUAUGGCCAACUGUAAAACAUAAAGUGAUAUUUGACAGUCUUUCUCUUGUUCUCCUUUUACCGAAGUACAAAACAAUGAAACAUAAGAGGUCCUCUCACCCCCCAACUACUUAUAAUGAAGCCUUUUUCAUAGAUCAAUGGGAGCUGUACAGAGGAUUAAAAAUGUGUUUCAGGGUUGUAUUUGUUUUAUCUGUAGCUCAUGCUAUUACAAAGGCUGGGAUAGCAUAACAGAACAAAAAACAUAAUGUUUUUACAGUUAUUAAGCCCUAGCCAUAGUUAUCAAUUUAAUUAGGGCUGCAGUUCCUUCAUUCCUUUACCUGGGAGCAAGCCCCAUUGAACUCAAUAGGACUUGCUGUUGAGUAGACAUGAAUAAAAAUGUCUAUUGAAUGACAUUUGGGAUUUAAAGCACCACAGCUUUAAAGCACAUUAAAAGUAAAUCUAUCAUUACAUAAAUUUUCAUGGAUUACCAAAAAAUGAUGCAAUCUGAUGAAGUGAGCUUUAACGCCCAAAUAAGUUUGUGUCACAAUAAAUUUGUUAGUCUUGAAGGUGUUAGUACUGAUCUUUUUAUCGUUCUGCUAAAAUUGUGCUGUGAUCUACUUCACAGGGCUGUUGUGAAGACAGUAGACUGUAAAAGACUUCAGAAUUUGGUCACCUCCACACCAUACAUUAAACACAUAUGUAAGGCACAUUGCCUCUCUCAAAGAAUCCUGAGAAAUUCAGUUUGCAAUUCCCAGCAGCCGUAACAAACUACUUUUCCCAGGAUUCAUUGGGGAGGCCAUGUCUCUAGGGGAAGUAUAACAUUACUGAAGGGCAGCAACUAAGAACAUCUUUCUGCUUCCUCCUUCUUAGCCUGUUCCCCACAAUGGGCUCCCCCUUCUCUUCUUCAUCUGACAGCAAUUACCACCCCAGCCUCGAGCCAGUGAUGACACCAACCCAAGACAGACUUAUCUCCCUCCAUAAGUGGAUACAGGUAUUCCCCACUGUGUACCAUUGCACAGUGCUUCCACGGACAAACUUAGGGCUCGGGUUCAUGACAAAUUUUCAGAAUUAGGAGAAAGAUUGCACUUCAGUAUUCACAACCCAAAGGCAAACAACAAAAGCAUCCUCAACCGCAAGCCAAAAUCACUGUAGUGAUAGGAAAGGGUCCGUAUGCUCAGACAGGGGUCUCGAGUGGACUCGUUCUGCCAGUGCAGAAGGUAGAGAGAACUAAGCUAGAAACCUCUUGUGCUGGAGAUUUGACUGGUUCAGUAAACUUAAUAUAUGGCGAUAAUUGACAAACAUGUUUUUGCUGCAGUUUCCUAACCUAUCAAUCUAUUGAGGAGCUUUUAGGCUAGUGUCCUAGUAUCUUGUCAGCAAUUCCUACAACUUUCAGCAGGACUAGCUGAUCUUACGAAUCACAAUUAUUGGCCAUGACUAGAAAAGUAUUGCUGAAAACAAGCAAGGUCUUAAGAAACUGAACAAGUGGGUGGCAGGUGUGAACUUUAUAGAGCCAGGCAUGGGCUUUGGCAAGUUCUGAAACAAACCAACUAUGGCCACAAUGUGAUAUCAGGAUGUAUGUAAAACGGGGAUGUAUGUAAAAUGGGGGGGGGCAGUGUGAUGCCUUUCAGAUGCUGUUGGACUACAAAUCCCAUCAACCCCAGCCAACAUGUCCAAUGUUCAGGAACAGUGAGAGUUGUAGUCCAACAACAUUUAGAAGACAUUACAUUGGCUACCCCUCUUCCAGCACUCCAAAGACUACACAGCUAGCAUGAUAUGCUGCUGUUUGCCACACCAUUUGGGUUGUCUAAUAGUGUGUGAGUAUUCACACACCCAACUCAUAUUGGCUCUUUUACAGUGUGCGCUGGAGUUGAAGACUCCAGUCCUAAGAUGUUGGCAAAGGAUCGCACCCAAGGAUCACCAAUGAGGAAGGAUGGGACAAGGUUGUUUGAAUCUGUAAGCACAUAUAUGGGGAAUGGGGAAGCAAGAAAAGGACUCAGUCCAGUCUCCAGUCUUGUUUCUUUGACCCCACCACAGAUUAUUAGUGCUGCCAGAGAUGUCCAUCCUUAUUAUUUGUUUGGCAGUGUCUCUUCAAUACAGAUGUGCCAUGUGAAAGUGCUGGACACACAGUUCUUACUCAUCCUUGUUUGAUAUUUCUAGCAGGGGGUAGUCUAGUCAGGAAUGAAAAUUGGUUUCUGCUUUUGCAUCACUCUUGCCAAAUCGUGGCAAUUGUGUGGUUUCAAGCCCAUAUCUAAUAUAGAGAAGCUGUAUUUCAUGUUAGCCUUUGGGGUGGGGGAGUGAUUACAUCACUGGACAAUUUUCCAGUUUUAUUAUAAAUUUUUAACUAUAUGGAUCAAUUUCAGGGUGUGUCAAUUUCAAGGUCUUGAAUUAAAGCUGUAUCAUUGUCAAACAAGCAGCCUAUAACCAGAAAUGGUUAUUCUCCAUCCAUGUUUCCAAUUACUGAAUCUAAUAUAUUAUUAAAUUAGCCUUUACCCAAAAAGCAUUGAUUCUCUGCACAAACAUCAGCUUAGACUGUCUUGUAAACUGCACAUUGUUUUCCCUUCUGCUUUUAAUUUCAUCAAAGUAGAAUUGAUUUUGUCAUGUAGAAGAGCUAACCCUAGCAACAAAUCAGGUUUUUGAAACAAAAGUUCAUUGUAGAUACCAUUCCCCCCCCCCUUUUGUUGAAAUGUUUAUUUUCAUUCUUUGCUUUAGUUUAGACUUGGCUUAUGAAAAAUGCAAUGUUUACUGUUACUUAUAUUGCUCUUUAAUGUAGCUAGUUUUGUCUACAAUUACUACAAUAUUCAAAGCAAAUGUGGUAAUAUCAUGCUCAAAAUCUCUUGGACAAAAUUGCUAUCCAGACGUGAAUCUUACGGUGUGUCCUAGUGAAAAUCACAGAUUCUUAGUCUAAUUCACUUCAGAAGUUGGUUUGGAGGGUAAAAUGAGGCAAAUGUGCUCUUGGGAUGAGGGCAAGAAAUAUAUUCUAAAAUUAAUAAUAAAAAUGGCUAAACACAGCUAUUUUCUGGUGACGAGAAAUCCAAUGAAUGCAUGGAUCUUUCCAUGGGUUCCGUUAUCAGGGCUUGGUUGCUCCAUGUUCUGAAAUGCAUACUUAAAUCUUUCUAUGCAGAUCCUCUAUGCAGGACUCACUGGACUCUGGAUCAGGACAGCUAAAAGUUUGCUAACUGCUUUUGAAAGACUAGGGCUGUCAUGGGCGUAGCCGGGGAGGGGCAGGUGCUCCCCUAGAUUGAGUAAAACAAUAUAAAUUCUUAACUAACCAACCAACCUCGUCCGUUUUGCCCCCAUCAACACAAGUCCUGUUCCCCUAAUCAAGUCCUGCCUCCCCCAACAAAAAUCUCGGCUACACCCAUGAAGGUUGUUAUUGUUCUUUUAAGUUCCUCAGCAAUACAAGGGAGGCCUGUUUUACAACCUGAGGCUGUGUAGUAUAGUGAUUUGACUGUUGACCUUGAACCCAGCAAACCAAAGUUCAAACACCUAUGUCAGAGGAAGAGUGGAGCCGGGGGAAGUCAGAAAGAGACAGUGGCGGGCUGGCGACAUUUUGACUUGCUAGGACCACAGAGCAGCAGAGGUCAGGUUGACAGGAAUCUCCCCUGUAGUGCAGGGAGUAUAGUGACUUGGUCCUGUUGCAAGAAUCGCCAGCUCAAGACCCCCAGAACCUUACACACUGCUGCUCAACUGUGACGUUAACUGGGCAGUCUUGGGUCAGCCACUUUCCCUCAGCCUAACAUUAUUUACAGGGAAGUUGUGAAGAUAAUAUUGGGGAGUCUGGGAGUGUAACAUGCUACCAAGAGCUCUUUGAACAAAAGGCUGGUAUGCAUGUAAUGCUCAAACUUUUGUGCAGCAAGCAAGCCACUGUCAUAUAGUGGUUAGAAUGUUGAAAUAGGACUUGGGAGUCCAAUGAUUCCCCAGCAAUAUCUGAAGGGACAGUGUUAUUUUUCUAGAUAAAGAGGUGCCAGAACUCACCAUGGAUGCCUCCCUUGUUCUCUUAUAAUGGCAAUGGCACCCACCAGAGAGGUGGCAUCACUGAAUUCCAUUGAGUUCCAGGUGGAAAAAAAGCCCUAGUCCUUAGAUAUUGCUUGGAUGCUAAAGUUUUUGAUGGAUUUGUUUUAUGGUGUAUUUACCAUGUAUAGUUAUUGUUGCCCCAUAGGAUAGCUUGCUGGGUUAUCAAUAUUACAAUCAGUCAAGCAAGUAAGUCACUUUAUUCGUAGAAGUGACUCUAAACCACUUAACACAAGUAAACUGACCCCCAGCACCCCUCACCAUCGGCCAAUACUGGCUGAGGAUAAAGAUAGAGGACUCUUCCUAUCUCUUUCCUGUGUUUGUUUAAGUUAUAGGUCUGUUUCAUCCGUCCAAUUUUAUUUAUUUUUUAUUUGGCAGACUAAACAAAUGAAAAGAUGCAUGAAAAAUACACAUUUAAAACUGUACAUGUAUUUAUUGAUUGAUUGAUUUAUCCUGCCCUUCCUCCCAAAGCAGCUCAAGGUGGUCAACAGUUUAUACAUAUUCUUCCCCAAAAUACGGAGUUUGGUCAAUGCAUCCCCUCCACCCCCAAGGAACACAUAUUUGUACUGUUCCAUGGUUGCCACAUAUUCAAUUAGUUUCUACACAAACUAUGGCUUUUAGAGCAGUGUGGCACCCGUACUUUGGAACACUGUUGUCACUGAAAUUAGGCAGGCACCCAGAAUUCUAGGAACAUAUGGAACUGUUUUAUACUGAGUUAUGCCAUUGGUCCAUCUAGCUCAGUAUUGUCUACACUGAUUGGCAGUGACUCUCCAGGGUUUUAAGCAGGAGUCUCUCUCAGUCCUAGAUGUUGAAGAUGAAACUUGGGACUUCCUGCAUACAGGGAAAAUGCUCUACCACUGAGCUAUGCCCUUCCCCAGAUUCUGAUGCUUUUCUGCCUGCUGAAAAUGUUUCUGUUUCGCCAAGCAUUUCUAAAGAAUUAAUUUGAUUCAGAGCUGGUCAUUUGUUCUGCACAUUACAGUUCGAUAAUUUUAUGGUGUUUUAAUGAUUUUAUUGCACACCACCAUGCUUUCUCUUUUUUUACAAUGAAUAGGCAGUUUAGAAGUAUACUUGCAAAUAAAUAUCUAUAAACCAUUCCUCAUAAAAUAUGCAUUUUUGGGUGCAUUUCUUGAACUGAAAGUGCAUCAUGAAAGUCAAAGAGCAUAAUCUGAUUGACAGCUUUAUUCCGAUCUGCAUAUAGGUCCAGGAUCAGCAAAUGAGGUCAAUUGACUUUAAAAUGAAGACUGAAUAAAUUUCUCUUCCAUCCUUAGCUGGGGAUUAUGGGAGUUGUAGUUCAAUAGCAUCUGAGGACCCCAGGUUGUGGGAGAAUGAUGCAGACAUGGGAACCUCCACCCAUACUUUUUGUUGUUGCAGGUUAAUUACUGAAAAGAUAUGUAAGUGUGUGCCCUUAACACACAUUACAACGCUGGAGUGUAAGGACUGCACAAUUAGACACUUUAAAAUUACAUUAAAUUCAAUUGGCUUGAACUUAUUGCAUUAAAGUCAGUGUAACAAAAAGUGAUUAAUCUGAUUGAAUCAUGUCCUUAAUUAUUACCUAGGACUAUGUAUUGUCCUUAAAACAAAACAAAAAAAAUCUAAGUACAGAUAGGUUUCAGUAUUUUUUCCAUGCCAACCUUAGAAAGUCAUGCCCUCCCAUCAGAUGUCAGGGAGAAAAAGAAUUACACAACUUUUAUAAAACAUUUGAAGGCAGCCCUGUUCAGGAAAUUUUUUAACUGACAUCUUAUUUUAUAUAUAUAUAUAUAUAUAUAUAUUGCUGGAAGCAGCCCAGAGUGGCUGGGGAAACUCAGCCAGAAGGGGACAGGGUAUUAUUAUUAUUAUUAUUAUUAUUAUUAUUAUUAAAGCCAGUCACUUUUAUUCCCAUUUUAGAGUUCGGGAACUGAGGCUGACGUAACUGAAUUGCUAAAAGGUGAGUCAACAGCUCAGGCAGGGCUUUGAAUCUUUUAUGUUUCAUUUUGCUUUUGUAAAGUCAUUCCCAAUCAGUUUAUUGAAAGCACAAAAGCAGGUGAGCUUUACUAGAAGCCUGACAAUGCCAUGAGACAGAAACUGAUACAUUAUUUAUAUUUUUAUUACUGCUCAGAAGGAAUUUUGCUAUCAGAUUCCUUUAUAGCAUGUAUAAUGGUUGAAUAUUGUUAUAGCCAUUUCCUAGAGGCCACACAGGUUUUUUGGUUUGGUUUGGUUUUAUGUGUGAUUUAAAUAUGAAAAGAGAGUGGGGAAAAUAGGUUAAAUUAUUGUAUGCCAUUUCUUUUGAGGCUGGCGGCCUAAAGUCAAUGGGAAAGGCUAAUGAUUUACUGCAUGAGCAAGUUAAAAAUGUAUGCACUAAUACAUUUUACUGCCCUGUAUAUUCAUGCUUUAUUCCUCUGGCUCUUAAACAAAGUUUUUUAAAAAAGAAAAACCACAUAGAGAGAGAGAGAGUUUUCUACAUUUAGAGAUAUCUCCUGAAAAAUUGCCCUAACAGAUAAUAGAAGAGUUAAGAAAAUGCAAACAUAUAAUUUUAAAGCAACCUCUUUGCAGUUGUGCAUCUUUCCCCUUGUAACAUGGGAGUGGAGUCCUUAUCUUCCUAUUUCCAUAAUGAAAGCUCCCCAAGCACAGGCCACUGUGGCAGAUUUACAGCCCUGGAGCAAGAGAAGUGACAGGCAUUUUAAUAUGAACGGAGAUAUGAGGUCUUUAAUGUACAGUGAUGUCACUUCUAACAAGGUAGAAAGUGGGGGCAGGGAACGGAUGGGACUUUUCAUCUGUUUGUUUGUUUCCCCUUCUCACUCCAGUCACCAAAGCAAGUGAAACCUGCCCGCUACGUCAGUGACCUUUUUUCAACUGGGAAAAGGUCGCAAAUAAUUGAUAAAAUAAGGGAGGAGAUUCUGUUUAUUCAGGUGGAAGGCACAUGCUCAGGUUAAGGGAAGGGUACAGACCUUCCUUGGGCAUGCAUUAACCAAAAUAAGGUAAAGCCAAAAAUAGUCUCUAGACAGAAAUUAGUUUGGGAGCAUAUAAGGGCAAGACGUGGUAACGAAUGUCCUCAAGGGGUGUUAAAAUGAAUCGCUUAUUGGAUGUUGACCCUCUUGGAUAUGGCCUAGGAACUUCUAUCUAGUCUGAUUGGUUGGUCAGAGAACAGGAAUGACUGGUGCAAUAGUGCUGUGUUGCAGAGCCAUCCUCCUGACUUGGAAUAGGCAAAUCCAUCAAGUUCUGUUUCUUCUCGUUUCUCAUUUUCUUCUGGUCUUCAGUCCUUCCCAAUUUCCACAUCAAUCUGCAACUUUUGAUGAAGUCCUCAUGGAAAUCCACCGUCAUCUCAGUGCACAGUUCUUCUAAUACUUUUGCAAAGCAUUCUUUCCAUAACAUAACAUAAUGCAUUUAUUAUCUCCAAUACAGUGGUACCUCAGGUUACAGACGCUUCAGGUUACAGGCUCUACUAACCCAGAAAUAGUAACUCGGGUUAAGAACUUUGCUUCAGGAUGACAACAGAAAUCGUGCGGCAGCGGGAGGCCCUAUUAGCUAAAGUGGUGCUUCAGGUUAAGAACGGACUUCCGGAACGAAUUACCGUAUUUUUUGCUCUAUAAGACUCACUUUUUCCCUCCUAAAAAGUAAGGGGAAAUGUGUGUGCGUCUUAUGGAGCGAAUGCAGGCUGCGCAGCUAUCCCAGAAGCCAGAACAGCAAGAGGGAUCGCUGCUUUCGCUGCGCAGCGAUCCCUCUUGUUGUUCUGGCUUCUGAGAUUCAGCUUUAUUUUUUUUCUUAUUUCUCUCCUCCAAAAACUAGGUGCGUCUUAUGGUCUGGUGCGUCUUAUAGAACGAAAAAUACGGUAAGUUCUUAACCCAAGGUACCACUCUAUAUGCAUUUGUAUGCACACUGGAUAUGCACUUUUGAAAAUAUUUCUUGGCUGAGUCAACGGGAGAAAAUGCCUGCUCUGCAAUGUUCUGUAGGCUAUGAUGCACCAAGUAACAUUUAUCCAAGUGCUCUUACAGGUUUCUGCAAUAUGCAAAACUGUUUAGAUUCUAUGAUCUUUCAGCCCCUCCCCAACCUUCUCUCCUUGGAAAAAGUUAAUGAAUGAAUGGGUCAGUUGACAGCCUGUGGGUCACUUGGGUGCAUUGCUGCCAGCUUUAUGGACUUCCAUGUCAGUAUGGAUUUCAUUCAUUGUAUGAUCCCAAAACUGCGCUUGUGGCCUUGCUUGACAAUCUUUCUCUAGAGACUGACAGGCAAACUUAUACUACAUUGACCCUAUUAGAUCUUUCUCUGGCCUUGGGUACAUAUGACAUCAAGAGGUGUUAGGGACACAGUGGUGGGACCUGAGAGGCAUUUACAUGCCAGCAACUCCAUUUGUUCUCCAAAGAACUUUCCCAAAAGGUAACAAUGAGUAAUUGUGCAAUGUUCCUCUGGCACCUCCCUUAUGGAAAGAUUUAUAGGUGUCUCAUUAUUAGUUUUUACUCUCUCUAACUAGGGCUGGAUUUAGGUUUGAUGAGGCCCUAAGCUGCUGAAGGUAAUGGGGCCCAUUAUAUGUCCAGCUGUCCUUUGUCAACAACAAAUUGUCACUGUUUUUUGUGUUAAAUAUAUGCUAUAUGGUAAUUUAUGGACCUAAUAGGUAUCUAAAGCCAUUUGCCACUGUUGCUGCAUGUAGGUUUUAUUUUAUUUGUUUUUUAUCUCAUAUUUUGUAAAUAUACAUCAAGGUUUUUUUUCCUUUAACCUUUUUUGGGGGCCCCAAGAGAGUGGGACCCUAAACUAUAGCCUGUUUAGCUUAUACGUAAAUCCAGCACUGUCUGUAACCCUUGGUUGUCAAAUAUAUAUUCCAUAUAAGCAGUGCUAUCCUAAACCUGGUUUCUACGCAGUGAGUUCCAUUGAGCUCAGUGGGUCUUACAUUCAGAGUAAUCUUGCUUAGGAAUGCAUUAUUAGGAUGCAAUCCUAAACACUAAAAAGCAUAACCCAAUGAAUAUGGUACAACUUACUUCUGAGUAAACAUGCAUAAGAGUCUGCUGCUAAUCACUUGCUUCGCAGGGGCAAGAUCUUGCCUUGUUUGGAAAAAAGAGCCCUGGUUUAAUUUUAAGUGGUGGUUAUAUUUUUACUGUUAAUAAUGCUACUAAAUUAGGUAUUGCUGUGCUGUUCAAUAAGCUUUAUAGUUGCAUAGAACAUUUAUGCUGCUGCACACCACCCCUGUCUCCAAGCAGUGUGAGAUUCCAUGCCGGCCACAUGACCCGAAAGCUGUACGCCGGCUCCCUCGGCCAAUAAAGCGAGAUGAGCGCCGCAACCCCAGAGUCGGUCACGACUGGACCUAAUGGUCAGGGGUCCCUUUACCUUUACCUUUAUACAGCUCUUGGGACUCUUCCCAGCAAUACUCCUUCUCCCCAGGCAACACUCUUCAAUGUUGCUGCUUUGCAUGAGCCUCUGGUGGUUUAGCCUGGCUGGAAUGUGUCAUUGAAACUGAUAAUGCUUUUUGCUUGCCUGGAUGGUGCAUAGAGAGUGGUAUGUGCGUGUGUGUCACAACUAACCUACUGUACUGGACCUAAUGGUCAGGGAUCCCUUUACCUUUACCUUACAACCUUAGCCUACAACGGAGGAGGUCACAGCAUUAACACCCCACAAAGGUUCUGCUUCUCCCAUCGCCACAGCCUUGGAUUAAAACAGAAAUCAAACAUGGUUCUGACUCUCCAGCUUGCUGCUUUUCCUCUUGCUGACAUCACUGCAACUCUCUGCUCUCAACUCUGGCUUUGUCCUUCUAACUGAAUGGAGUUAAAAGGAGGGAGCUCCACCAAUUUGCCAUUUCCUAGAGACCCCUUAAUGGCCCCUCACCCAGGCUGUCACCUCACCAGGAGUCAAGUCUGUCUAUUCCAAGAAUUAGAAGCCUUGAUUAGAUUUUAACACUUGCUAGAUCCAGGGAUCGGAAGGGUCCCAGCAUACAGCCUAACCCCCCCCCAACCCCCACCCCUCAUAGCACUACUUUGGUUUUAUAUAGCCUCCUUUCCAUAGUGAUUUAUUUCUACCAAGUUAUUCUGAUGGCUACUUCUGCAGUACAAUAACUGCCCCAGAUUUUGGAAUGGAAUCAAAGAGGGGGGGGGGAGAGAAAGAAGUUAUCAGGUGUUUUCAUAUAUUUCUCAGAGUAGACAGCUUAGGGGCCCUCUAGAUACCACCAAACUCCAACACUCCCAUACCUGACCAUAACCAUGUUGGGUAGGAAUAAUAGGAGAUGGAGUCCAACAAUAUAUGACUUGGCUACCCUUGGCUUGGGACGUGGGUGGCGCUGUAGGUUAAACCACAGAGCCUAGAACUUGCCGUUCAGAAGGUCGGCGGUUCGAAUCCCCGCAAUGGGGUGAGCUAACGUUGCUCGGUCCCUGCUCCUGCCAACCUAGCAGUUCGAAAGCACAUCAAAGUGCAAGUAGAUAAAUAGGAAGCGCUCCGGCGGGAAGGUAAACAGCAUUUCCGUGCGCUGCUCUGGUUCGCCAGAAGCGGCUUAGUCAUGCUGGCCACAUGACCCAGAAGCUGUAUGCUGGCUCCCUUGGCCAAUAAAGCGCUGCUCUGGUUCGCCAGAAAUGGCUUAGUCAUGCCGACCUAGCAGUUUGAAAGCACGUCAAAGUGCAAGUAGAUAAAUAGGUACCGCUCCAGCGGGAAGGUAAACGGCAUUUCCGUGCGCUUCUCUGGUUCGCCAGAAGCGGCUAAGUCAUGCCAGCCACAUGACCCGGAAACUGUACGCUGGCUCCCUUGGCCAAUAAAGCGAGAUGAGUGCCGCAACCCCAGAGUCGGUCAUGACUGGACCUAAUGGUCAGGGGUCCCUUUACCUUUACCUUUUUACCCUUGGCUUAGGCUAAUGCCAACUUAUUUGGCAAUUAUUUUUCUGGGUAAACAUGCAUAGGAUUGCACUGUUUGCUUAUCAUUACUGUUUAUUCCAUUGACCUAAAUGUACAUCCAUUCAGUGAAAAGCGUCUUCUUUCCAUUUUCUCUCUCACACUAACAGCUAUCUUGAGAGAUGCUUAAAGGCACAUCUCUGGGCAUAAUGAAUGAAAACGUUCGACGAGACCACAAGAACAUUUCCAGAUGGAUCACACCCAUGGCAUGCUGCUGCAGAUGGAAUGUGUUUCAGGAACUGUAACUCAGUGUGCUGAAUCUGUUUAGCAAUUAGAAUGCCUAUGUUGACAAAGACAAAUAAAAAAUAAAUAAAAAAUCAGCCAAAGAUAGUAAUGAGAGACUAUAGUCAUGGCUCCAGUGGAACAUAUUAUUAACAUUAACCUUAGCACUAGGUCAUGCACUGUCCCUUCUAAUGAGUGAUGUUAGGGCUUCUCUGACAGGCUGAUUCCAAGCAGAAGAGUAACAUAACCUUUCUAUUUGAUUAUGCCAAGAGGCAUAUAUGAACUGCAGAAGGCUAGACAAGCCUAGCCCUGUAUUAUAAAGAAUAAUUUGAUUUCCAUCCUAUUCCCUUCCCUGGCCUUUUAAUUUCCUGCCAGCAAAGGGGAGUCCAACAGUCCAGUCGUAUACACAUGAAUCUGGCAGUUAAAUCCCAUCAAGUUCUACAAGACUUACAGUCCUCAGCGUAUUUACUCAGAAGUAAUUUCCAGUAUACACAAUGGGACUCGUUCGCUGAGUACUGUUGUUGUUGUUGUUUAGUCGUUUAGUCGUGUCC
Molecule: messenger RNA, 19331 nt
Organism: Podarcis lilfordi (Lilford's wall lizard)
Lineage: Eukaryota; Metazoa; Chordata; Lepidosauria; Squamata; Lacertidae
Source: the annotation of a GenBank genome assembly